Molecule: messenger RNA, 1401 nt
Organism: Lasiodiplodia theobromae
Lineage: Eukaryota; Fungi; Ascomycota; Dothideomycetes; Botryosphaeriales; Botryosphaeriaceae
Exons: 1
Coding region: 1-1401 (466 amino acids)
Source: RefSeq, a predicted model, not a curated record
AUGAAGACUGGAAAGGAAAUUUCAGAAAAAGACCUGUAUUUCUCCUCAUCGAUCGACCUCGGCGAUCUCGUGUCUAGUCUUGCCGAGGGAGGGAAGCAAAUCACGCCUGAGCCCCACCCAAUCCCAAUUAGGAAGGCCAUCACGCUCCAAGCCAGCGUCUGCAAGCACCACUACCCAGUCUCCCCACAGAGCCGCGCUCACCGAGACUAUGUUUGCGGAGAAUACACCGCGCCGCUGUGCCCGCACUGCGACAUCGCGGCCCCGUCUACGUCGUCAUCAUCAUCCUCCUCCUCCUUAGAAGAGCAGGAGACGGAAGGAGCGAAGGGGCAGACCACCACCACCACCAUAACCGCAACCGACUGCGGCCAUCCCAUCACCGUGCGCCACCGCACAGCCGCCAUCAUCGCCGCCAACCCUCUGAUUUUCUCCCCUAGCCCUGACGACGAAGACGACGGCGACAGUGACAAGGAAGAGCGCAGCCACAACGAUGAUGUCUGGCCCGGCUACACCCGCUGCUCCUCGCCCCACUCGCUCACCCUGCCGCCCCACGAACGCAAGCCCGUCCGCGUCAACCUGAACGUGCGGCGCUGCGUCGCGUGCGUGAAGCGCGAGCAGGCGAGCGCACUCAGGUUGGUGACGCGCGCGAGGGCGGAGCUGAGGAAGCUCGACGACGCGAACGCCGAUGAUGAUGAUACGCUGCUCGGGGCCCGAGCAGCAGCAGCAGCCGGGUCGGAGGACGUGGCCGGGGAUCGCGAGUUAGAGGAGCUUUGGGCGGGCAGGGUGUGCCACUGGCGGAGGAAGUGCGUGCAGUUGAGGCUCGGGUUGGAGGUGUUGGAGCAGGAGAGGGAAAGGGCGGAGGGGGAGGGGGAGGGGGAGGAGAGGGGGGAGGGCGGCGUGGAUGGACGGCAGCUAAGGGUGAAUGGCGAUGCGAGCACGAAGAAGAGGAGGGAGAGCACUGGGAGCUUGAGGAAUUUGAAGAGUCUAUCGACGAGGUCGGCGAGGUCGGUGAGCUGGCGGGGGGCUAGGGGUGAAAGGUGGCGGGACAGUGCGUUGAAGCCGGCUUUGAAGAAGUCGACAAAAGCGGAUGUCGAUGCUGAGGAUGUGGUGAAGAAGGGGCUUGGUGUGCACUUCGAUUCGAAAUCAGGGGCCUUUGGCAACGAAUUCCGCUCUCCUGCGAGGUUUGAGAGAAAGAGCACGUAUUAUCGCCCAGGAAAAUGGGCAAGGGAUGGCCUGUUACUGGAUACGAGUGGCUUUAGCCUAACGACGGAGAAGGAAAUUAAGGAGUGGCAUAUUCCGCCAAAUGGAUUUACCGUUUCUCCAGAUAACGAUGAAAAGGUUGAGAAGACAUGGGAAAUGGCCAAGCGCAUCGUAGAAAAAAGUCAGGCGUUGGGGUGGCUUUGA